Molecule: messenger RNA, 4734 nt
Organism: Anolis sagrei ordinatus
Lineage: Eukaryota; Metazoa; Chordata; Lepidosauria; Squamata; Anolidae
Source: RefSeq, a predicted model, not a curated record
AGAAAGAGAGAGGAGGGCCUCGCGCCGGCGGAGGGAGCCAUGUGAGGAAGGGAAACGGAGGAGCAGGAGGAAGAGGAGGCGCCAUGGCCUCGGUGAAGGUGGCCGUCAGGGUCCGGCCCAUCAACCGCAGGGAGAAGGAUUUUGAUGCUAAGUUUAUAAUUUCAAUGGAGAAAAAUAAAACAACUAUUACAAAUGUGAAGAUACCUGAAGGAGGAACUGGAGAUUUGGGAAGGGAACGGACAAAAACAUUUACAUACGAUUUCUCCUACUUCUCAGCUGAUGCUAAAAGUCCAAACUAUGCAUCUCAGGAAAUGGUGUUCAAGAAUCUUGGCACUGAAGUCCUCAAAUCUGCUUUUGAAGGUUAUAACGCUUGCAUUUUUGCAUAUGGACAAACUGGAUCUGGAAAGUCAUAUACAAUGAUGGGAAAUGCUGGAGAUGUUGGAUUAAUACCUCGGAUUUGUGAAGGCUUAUUCAACAGAAUAAAUGAGAAAACAAGAUGGAAUGAAGCCUCAUUUCGAACAGAAGUCAGUUACCUGGAAAUUUACAAUGAACGUGUCCGAGACCUGCUGAGGCGCAAAUCUUCAAAAACAAACAAUUUACGAAUUCGUGAACAUCCAAAAGAAGGGCCUUAUGUAGAAGACUUGUCUAAACACUUAGUACAAAAUUAUACUGAUGUAGAAGAACUUAUGGAAGCAGGAAACAUAAAUCGGACCACUGCAGCAACAGGAAUGAAUGAUGUUAGCAGCAGAUCCCAUGCUAUUUUCACAGUCAACUUCACUCAGGCCAAGUUUGAUGCUGAAAUGCCAUGUGAGACUGUCAGCAAAAUACAUUUGGUAGACCUUGCUGGGAGUGAGAGAGCUGAUGCCACUGGUGCUACAGGUGUCAGAUUAAAAGAAGGAGGGAAUAUUAACAAAUCCCUGGUUACUCUAGGAAAUGUUAUUUCUGCCUUAGCUGAUUUAUCUCAGGAUGCCUCAAACCCUCUUACCAAGAAGAAGCAAGUAUUUGUGCCUUACAGAGAUUCCGUUUUGACAUGGCUUUUGAAAGAUAGCCUAGGAGGAAACUCUAAAACAAUAAUGAUUGCAACUAUUUCACCUGCCGAUAUCAAUUAUGGAGAAACCUUAAGCACCCUUCGUUAUGCAAACCGAGCUAAAAACAUAAUCAACAAGCCUACCAUUAAUGAAGAUCCAAACGUCAAGUUAAUUCGUGAGCUUCGAGCUGAGAUAGCCCGACUGAAAACCCUCCUUGCUCAGGGGAAUCAGAUUGCCCUCUUGGAUUCGCCAACAGCAUUAAGUAUGGAAGAAAAACUGCAGCAAAAUGAAGCAAGAGAGCAGACCUUGGCUCUGAGAAAGGAAGGCAUUGGAGUUGUGCUAGACUCUGAACUUCCCCACCUAAUAGGCAUUGAUGAUGAUCUUCUUAGUACAGGUAUCAUCUUGUAUCACUUGAAGGAAGGUACAACGCAUGUUGGCAGGGAAGAUGCUGCAACAGAACAGGAUAUUGUGCUUCAUGGCCUCGACUUGGAAAGUGAGCAUUGCAUCUUUGAACACUUGAAUGGAACAGUUAAUUUAAUACCACUCAGCGGAGCACAAUGUUCUGUAAAUGGAAUUCAAAUUGCAGAAGCCACACAACUCAACCAAGGUGCAGUAAUAUUACUUGGCAGGACAAAUAUGUUUCGUUUCAAUCAUCCCAAAGAAGCAGCCAAAUUGAGGGAAAAAAGAAAGAGUGGGCUACUUUCUUCCUUCAGUUUGUCCAUGUCAGAUCUUUCAAAAUCUUGUGAAAAUCUCUCAGCAGUCAUGCUUUUUAAUCCAGGAUUAGAAUUUGAGAGACAGCAACGAGAGGAACUAGAAAAAUUGGAAAGUAAAAGAAAGUUAAUUGAAGAAAUGGAAGAAAAACAAAAAUCUAACAAAGCUGAGCUGGAAAGAAUGCAACAAGAAGUAGAGUCUCAGCGUAAAGAAACAGAAAUAGUUCAGCUCCAAAUCCGAAAACAAGAGGAAAAUCUUAAAAGGAAAAGCUUUCAUAUAGAAAGCAGGAUGAAAGACUUGUUGGCAGAAAAGGAAAAAUUUGAAGAAGAGAGGCUACGUGAACAGCAAGAAAUUGAAUUUCAAAAAAAGAAGCAAGAAGAAGAAGUUUUUUCUCGAGUUACAGAAGAACUUCAGCGAUUACAGGAGCUCAAUCAGAAUGAGAAAGCAGAAAAAAUGCAAAUUUUCAGAGAACUGGAAAAGCUUAAAAAUGAAAAAGAAGAACAAUAUGUCAAAUUAGAACUGGAAAAAAAGAGGCUUGAAGAACAGGAAAGAGAUCAAGUACAGCUGGUGGCAAACUUAGAAGAGCAGCUUAGGGACAAACAAGUCAUGAUUCAGCUGCUCAAAAGAGGAGAUGUUCAAAGAGUUGAAGAUGAGAAGAAGGACCUUGAAGACAUCAAAGAGUCUCUCCUGCGAGUCAAAGAAGCCAGAUCUGAAGAUGAUGAAGACUGCGAAGAGUUAGAAAAGAUACAACAUAAUUUCAUGGAUUUCAAGAGAAAACAGCUAGAACAGCUAACUAGUUUGGAGCGAGACUUGGUGCAACAAAGGAAUCAUUUAGAAAAAGAGAUAGCUGAUGAACGUGAAAACCUGGAUCCUUUAAAACACUCCUAUACACAACACUCACAUCUUGAGAGAAAUGAUGGAAGCAUGCUGGAUACUGCCUUAGCGGUUGAAGAAUGUAACAUACUAAAAUCAGCUGAGUAUAGGACGCAGCAUAAAGAACGGCAGCUCCUGUUUCUGAUGAAUAAUCAUUUGCCAGCUUUGCUGGAAGAAAAGCAAAGGGCCUGCGAAAUACUUGAUCGAGGCUUCCAAAGCUUGGACAAUACUCUUUAUGAAGUUGAGAAAGAGUUAGAAGAAAAGGAAGAACAGCUUGCACAGUAUAAGGACAGUGCAAGCCAGCUACAGCAGCUUCAAGAAACAUUUGAAUUCACGGCCAAUGUUGCUCGGCAGGAAGAAAAAGUGAGGAAAAAGGAAAAAGAAAUUCUUGAAUCAAGGCAGAAGCAGCAGCGAGAAGCGCUGGAGCAAGCAGUAGCCAAGUUAGAAAGACGACAUUCUGCUUUGCAACGUCAUUCUACCAUCGAGAUUGAAGAGCAGAAACAGAAGCUCGCGACUCUGAAUAGCAGUUGCAGUGAGCAGGCCGGCUUGCAAGCUACGCUGGAGGCAGAACAGAAAGCAUUGGAGCAAGACCGAGAACAUUUGGAUUUACAAAUAGAGCAGUUAAAGCAGACGAUAUACGAAGAGGGUGGCGCUGAAAAGGGGUCUCCUGGAGCCAUAGAGGAGAGACAUCCUCCGGUUUAUAAUGCUACAAAAUCUCAACCCCAUUUCAUUCCAUUGGUAGAUGACAGAAUAAAUGCUUUUAUUGAAGAAGAAGUUCAAAGACGCCUUCAAACAUUUCACUGCAAUUCUGGUGAGAACAAUUGCACACUGUCACAUUCUACAGAUCUUACAAAGAGUAACGAGAAAUUUCAUAAUGGUACUGUUCAACGCAAGUUGAAGUAUGAGCGAAUGAUCUGUCGCUCUGGUAAAACAAACCCAGAUGACCUAAAGAAUCCAGUUAAAAUUAGUAUUCCACGCUAUGUCCUUUGCGGGCAGGGAAAGGAUGAGCAUUAUGAAUAUGAAAUAAAGAUUUCAGUUCUCGGUGAGACAUGGACAGUAUUUAGGCGAUACAGUCGUUUUAGAGAAAUGCAUCAAACACUAAAAUUAAAAUACCCAGAGCUGACAGAGUUAGAGUUCCCUCCCAAGAAACUCUUCGGAAACAAGGAUGAACGAGUCAUUGCAGAGCGCCGGAAUCACUUAGAGAAAUACCUCAGAAACUUCUUCAGUAUAAUGCUCGAUUCCCCAUCAUCUCCUCUGCAUGUAAGUAAAGAAGACCUGGCCCUUUCUAAACACGCUAUCUGUGAAUUCUCAUCAUUCUUCAAGAAAGGUGUAUUUGACUACAGCAGCCAUGGCACUGGCUAACAGUUGGGGCCUUGUUUCCUCCUUGAAGAAUAAACUCUUGUCUUCAUUUCGCAUCAGAACGUUUUGCAUUCCUGGAAGACUUUCACCAGAAACACUGUUAAAAGCCAUUUUUCAACGUUUAUUCUGUCUAGAACGUGGCUUGUUUUCCACAACAGAAGGUGGAUACAGCUGGCCACUCUGGGCUGCUUUGAAAACAGUUUGGAUCCAACUCAACAACUCACGUUCUUCCUUGCACAGGUUUCCUGUUACAGUCUUCCAUUUGCAAAUACCUUCUUAGUGCAGAUACCAAGUUUCUUGGUUUUGUUCUGUUCCUUAGCCUGGAUUUAUGCAUAGAUGGUGUACAUCCAUCUUAAGAAUUGCACUCCCAUCUAUUUGAUCCUGUCAAUUUCCUCUUCUGAAUAUUAAAUCAUGUUAAUGUUUACAAAAUAAAUACUGCAAAGGAUUUCCAUUUCCUUAAGUCUUUCACACUUGGAAAAGGAAAUAUUUGCUGUCAAUUUAGAAGAAGAGGAAAUGGCAGCUAUUUCUACAAAGUGUCCUUUCCACGUUUUCCGAUUCCGCAGAUUGUAAUUAUGUACCAUGUAUUGCUUAUGUGCUUAACAAAUGCAGCAUGGAAUCUUAGCUUCGCAGAUACUUCCUCCAGUAAAGGCGUAAUACUAUGACAUGAACUGAUCCUUUGUUGUAUUGUCGAAGGCUUUCAUGGCCGGAAUCACUGGGUUGUUGUAGGUUUUCUGGGCUAUAUGGCCACGUUCUAGAGGCAUUU